AGUUUCCAGUGGAGGAGGUGGGAGUCUCCGCGAUUCCCGUCCGUGGACCGGCAUACAGUAGAUUAAAAAUGUGCUAGCAAAUAGCAAAUACAGAAUAUCGAGAAGUGCUAGUCAUUCCAGAUAGUGCUUGAGGGUACUAGACCAAGGGAAUUUAAGUGUUGACAAUGUUUCUAACGCGGGUACCACUAGUAUUGGCGCUGCUGCCCUGCGUGGUAUGGGCACAGCUGGGCACGUUGGCUGAGAACUCCACCUUGGGAAGCUGCGAGUGUUCUCCGGCAUGCGAGGACACCGUGGGCGCCGGUGGGUGCCGCGGGCGUUUAGUGGCGCGGGCGGACUGUCCGUGCUGCAAAGUGUGUGCCCAGCAUGAGGGCAAAGCCUGCGCGGAGCCGACGCUGCCCUGCGACGCUGAGUUCGGCCUCUACUGCUCUCCUGAAGGCGUUUGUAAAGCCGAGUUCCCGUGCGUGUCCGAUGGCGAGUGUCCCCAGGAUAGGUUCUGCCUGGGAGGCGUGUGCGUGGACCCCUGCCCUAUCCUCACGCCCUGCCUUGGGGUGCUCAAGGGGGGGCAAUGCGUCUCCAAGGAGCACCGACCCGUGUGCGAGUGUCCGGAGGGAACCAUCGCCAACUCCGCCGACGACGUUUGCAUCAGCGUCAAUGACACCAAGACAGGCUGUGAGCACGACGGCCGCUUGUACGCCGUGGGGGAGACCCGCUACCUCGGCAAGUGCGAGGAGCAGUGCCGCUGCGGCGCGGACGGUAAGUUCAGCUGCGGACCCGUCGCGUGCGCGCCUGGGCUCUUCCCCGCGGGCCAGCACUCCCAGGAGGAGCUCUGCAUCGAACUCAGGAACCGCCCCGAUACCGACGAGUGCUGCGUGGUGGUGGCGUGCGUGAACAGCCUGACGAGGCCGUCCCUGCUCACGUCGCCCGCCAGCAGCCCGCUGACGCUCGCCACGGAGGAGGAGCAGCCGCUUGCCCAGGCCGUCCGCGCGCUCUCGGGGCGCACGGCCGGGGGCGACGACCUUGCGGAACCCAUCACCGAGGAAGAGUACCAGAGGAGACUCAAGGACCUCGAGCACGAGCUCAACAAGAACAGCAAGAAGAAAGCGCCUUUCGAGAAACCGACGGAGAAACCAGCGGUCGAAGAACUUACCAGUCCCUCAUCAGUUGAUUCUCUCAAUGCCACCGCCGCCGAUGGUGUCGAAUCCGGCGUCGACGUAACGGAAGAACUCCCGCAGGACGACGAAUCCGUCGUCGACGUAACGGAAGAGAUCCCUCAGGACGACGAAUCCCUCGCCGAAGUCACAACCACGAUCCCCCAGACGCCCGACGAGAAGGGGGAGCCGGCCGUCAUCGUCGAGAUCGACCACCACGGCGAGGAGAUUCACCGCAUCACAGUGCAGGAGGCCGUCGAUGUCGUCACCGUGGCCGCCGCGGAGGAAGAGGCCACGACGAUGACGCCGACGCAGGACGAAGGAGCUGCGCCAGAGGAGUCUGUGGGAGAAGAGACAGUUAGCUCGAUAGUGCCAGCAAAAGAGGAGGAGGCGGUGACGUCAGCCGUGCUCGCCGAAGGGGAAGACGCUCCCACACCGGCGGUGUCUGUCGAAGAGGGAACUACAACGGAGAUGUCUGUCGUGGAGAUGCCGGCUGAUAAGAAGGAAGAUGCAACGCAUAUGAAUGAGGAAUCAACACCCGCUGAUAAAGAUGAAGAAACAACGUCAGCUGAUAGAAAGGAAGAAGGAACACCUGUAGAGGAAGAGGAAGUGAGCGCUUCACCAGCAGCGACGGCGGAAGAGGAGGAAGGCCUCACGACGGAAGCUGCAGAGGAAGUCGCGACGACCACUGCAGCUCCAGCAGAAGGCGAGGAAGUCCCCGUGUCCUUCAGGGAAGCCAAAAAAGCUCCAGAAGAGACGAAUAUUACGGAGACCGUCGCUGAGGAACCAAUCAGGCCCAAGGAGAAGGACCCUCUGGCCAAGGGCAGCGUGGGCGGUCUCAAGGUAAUUGCCACCACCCACAACUCCUCGACUGUGCUUCUUCCGUCGACCAAGGGCGGCGAGAUCUACUACAAGCCCCAUGACAGCGAGGACUGGCAGCGCAUGACCGUGCAGGCUGGCGAGGACUCCCUGGCACUCAAGGGCCUCGUCCCCGGCACUCAUUACAACGUCAAGUGGUCCGGCGUCUCAGGGGGGUCGGCCAAGGAGUCCCUCGACACUCUGGAGGGGUGCCAAGCGGAGAACGCGAGCUACGGCGUGGGCCAGGAAUGGACUGAAGGGUGCCAGAAGAAGUGCUCCUGCUCUCCAGGGGGCGUGGCCAAGUGCGAGCCCAGGUGUCGCUUCGUGGCGGGACAAGGGGACCCCUCUUGCACGGAGAUCCCCGACGCCGAGGACCCUGAGUGUUGCGUCAUCUGCAAAGGAACAGACCCCGAGCGCAAGGAGGGCAGCUGCACCUUCAAGAACACCACCUACAGGCCAGGCGAUGUGUUCUAUGACGAGUGUGACCUCCGCUGCACUUGCAACAACAACAAUGAAAUUGAGUGCAAGCCGCGAUGCGAAUUCUCCCAAGAGGACGGUUCGGAAACGGAGCCCGGAUGUGAAUACCUCUCAGACCCCAAAGACUCGUGUUGCAAGUUGCGCGUCUGCAAUUCUACUUCCGAUGCUGCCCCUUCCUUGCAGCAGGAGAGCGCCGUGUCGACCUCCCUAACGAGCCAGAAGGCCGCGGGGAUGCCCAAGUUGCUGGUCACUUCCAAGACCCACAGCUCAGUGACUCUUGCGUGGGACGAUUUCAGGGCCAGGGCAGUAGAGGAAGGCUACGUGGCAGAGUAUCGCGAAGUGGAGGGAGUAACGGCGAGCGAGGAACAGCCGUGGAUGAAGAAGAUAGUGCCCGUGGGUGCCACUCCUCCCAGCCUCACUUCCGUCACUAUCGAAGACCUCAAGCCGAAUACUAUGUACCAGGUGCGAGUGUCCAUCUAUGAUGAGGUAGAAAACGGGCGCCUGGCUGACACCACCGAGACCCUCACUGUUAGAACUGAAUCUGGCUGUGUCUACGGCAACUCGUCUCAUCCUCUGGGAGAAUUCUUCAUUGGCUGCGAGGAACGAUGCACUUGCCACGCGUCCGGCGAUGUGAGGUGCUUCCAGCGGUGCACUUUGCCCUAUUUCAAAAAAGGGGAGUUCAGCGGAGACGCCCUGUGCCGAGAACAGACAGCCGAGCGGGACAGUUGUUGCGUCAUCGUUCGCUGUGCUACGAACACCUCCAACGUCGCUCUCACCAAUCUGCCCUAUGAGCCAUGCACCAACAUGGUCUGCGGACCCAAUGCUGAAUGCGAGGCCGACUCCAUGACCUCGGAUGACCCUGCAGCAGGAGGCAGCAACCUCUCCUUCGCUAAAUGUCGCUGUCUCCCGGGCUACGUCGGCGAUGCCUCGGACCUGGAUAUUGGAUGUGUGCUAGACCCGGAGCGCAAGGAGGGCAGCUGCACCUUCAAGAACACCACCUACAGGCCAGGCGAUGUGUUCUAUGACGAGUGUGACUACCGCUGCUCUUGCAACAACAACAAUGAAAUUGAGUGCGAGCCACGAUGCGAAUUCCCCCACGAGGAUGGAUCGGAAACGGAACCCGGAUGUGAAUACCUCCCAGACCCCAAAGACUCGUGUUGCAAGUUGCGCGUCUGCAAUUCCACUUCUGAAGCGGCCACCGAUGCUGCACGGGCUCCUUCCUUGCCGUCCAAUGGUUGCACGGAAGGCAACAUCACUUAUGCUAUGAAUGAGAGGUACUAUAAUGGCUGUGAGACGCAGUGCACAUGCAUGGGCUUCGGUGAUAUCUCCUGCGUGCCAAGAUGUCCACCACUCAAGGUCGUGUCCGAGACCCCCAAGAGGUGCGAGACUCUGCCAGACCCCCUGGACCCCUGCUGCUCCAUCACCGUGUGCGACGAUGAGACCCCGGAUGUCAUGAAGGCCAAUCUCACAGAUGAAGAGCGAAAAAUGCUGAUGGAGAACAUGACCGGCAUUGAAAAGGUGAUGACGAUGAAAGAAAUGAUGAAGAACAUGACAGAAGUAGACAAGGAAAUCAUGAUCAAUAACAUGACAGUUGAAGAGAGGGAAAUGCUGGUCAACAUGACAACAGCCGAAAGGAAAAUGAUGAACAAGACAAUGUCAGAGACAGAGAAGGACAUGGUGAUGCAGAACAUUAUGGACCUGGAAAGAGACAUGAUGGAGAAGAACAUGACAGAGGUAGAGAUGGAAAUGAUGAUGAAGAACAAGACAGCCAUGGGGAAGAAUGCCCACAAUCACAGUCACGUGCAUGAGGAUGGAACUCAUUCUCAUUCUCAUGACCACGAAACGGACGGUGCUCAUGCGGGACAUGCACACUUCCACACUCAUGAGGAUGGAACAAACCACAGCCACGCCCAUGGAAAUAUGGAACACGCACCCGAUGGAGGAAUCGGAUGGCAUGUUCAUGAGGAUGGUACGAACCACAGCCAUGCACAUGAGAGCUCAGCACACACGCAUGGCGGUGAUUGGCAUGUUCAUGAAGAUGGCACCAAUCACAGUCACCCACAUGGCAAUAUGAAACACACUCACGAAGGAGAAGACAUAUGGCACGUUCAUGAAGAUGGCACCAACCACAGUCACCCACUUGGCGAUAAACCACACAGCCAUACCUCAGACGGAGAAAUCGUAUGGCAUACGGAGGAGGAAAAGAACAUGGGACACAGCCAUGAAGGAAUUGGAUGGCAUGUUCAUGAGGAUGGUACGAACCACAGCCAUGUACAUGGCAACAUGGAUCACACUCAUGAAAAUGGAACGUGGCACGUUCAUGAAGAUGGAACAAAUCACAGUCAUGCACAUGGCAACAUGAAACAUACUCAUGAAGAUGUAUGGCACGUCCAUGAAGAUGGCACCAACCACAGUCACCCACAUGGCGAUAAGCCACAUAGCCACACUGAUGAUGGAGAAAUCAUAUGGCAUACUCAGGAAAAUGACACCAUGGACCACAUCCAUGGAACAAAUGAUUGGCAUGUCCAUGAGGACGGCACCAAUCACAGUCAUGACAGUAUGCCACACACCCAUGGAGAAGAUGAAUGGCAUGUUCAUGAGGAUGGAACAAAUCACAGUCAUGCACAUGGCAGUAUGCCACACACCCAUGGAAAAGAUGAAUGGCAUGUUCAUGAGGAUGGAACAAAUCACAGUCAUGCACAUGGCAGUAUGCCACACACCCAUGGAAAAGAUGAAUGGCAUGUCCAUGAGGACGGCACCAAUCACAGUCAUGCACAUGACAGCAUGGGACACAGUCAUGAUGAAGAUGUAUGGCACGUUCAUGAAGAUGGCACCAACCACAGUCACCCACAUGGCGAUAAACCACAUAGCCAUGCCGGUGAUGGAGGAAUCAUAUGGCAUAGUGAAGACGAAAACAAUAUGGCACAUACCCAUGGAGAAAAUGAUUGGCAUGUCCAUAAGGACGGCACCAACCACAGUCAUGUACAUGACAACAUGGGACACACUCAUGAUGAAGAUGUAUGGCACGUUCAUGAAGAUGGUACCAACCACAGUCAUCCACAUGGCGAUAAGCCGCAUAGUCACACCGCUGAUGGAGAAAUUGUAUGGCACACUGAGGAAGAUGACAUUAUGACACACACCCACCUCGGCGUUCUAGAGAAGAAGAGCAGAGCAAAUGACGAAGGCAGCGACGAUUUGAGUAUCCUGAAUGUGACAGCCAUCAACGCCACCGCCGCAGAGAUCCACCUAGCUGUAUCCGAUGCCAUGCUCGAGGCUUGGACCAGGAAUCCUUUCCUGAUCGUCCUGUACAGCCCCGACUCCUUCACUUGGUCCAAGAAGAACAUUUCCUCCGAGAGCAUCAGGGUACAAAACCCCAGAGAGAUGUAUGUGACAGUCGGGGAGCUGCAGCCAUCCACAGCCUACCAGUUCCGCGUCCAGUUCUACGACACCACCAGUUCCACGGCCAAGGUGCAGCUGCUGGACGGCCCUGCUGAUCUGGGCGUGGACAUCGACGUCAGCAACAUGUGCGAGUACGAAGGCCACUACUACAAGCGAGGAGAGAACUUCUACCAGGGAUGCCGGCAGUCGUGCAUGUGCUCCGAGAACCUGGAGGUGUACUGCGCCAACAUCGAGUGCCCGGUGUCCUCCGGGCUGGACAUCAUCGACCCCAACUGCCUCGAGUGGGACAUCGAUCCGGACUUCGUGCUGACGCCGCCCAACUGCUGCCAGCCCCUCAAGUGCGUGUCGUCGGCGGCCUGCGAGUACAUGGGGCAGACCUUCAACAACCACGACAUAAUCCCGCGCGAGAUCACCGGCUGCUCCCAACAGUGCACCUGCAACUACGGCGAGGUGUCCUGCCAUGAACUGUGUCCGCCGAUGCCCGAGACCCCCCCGCCCGAGCUGCAAUGCCCCCCUGAGAAGGCCGUUCCGAUGACUCAGCCCGGGGAAACCUGUUGCAGGUCGUGGCAGUGCGCCGCCCACACUGUUGCAGACUUUGAGUUUUUGGCCACAACGGAGGUGGUAGAGACGACGCAGUAUGCAGGGUCCUCUCAAGAAAACGGCAUUGCGGAGCCCGUUGUCCAGCCCCUGGACGCACGAACAGCCCAGGUCUCCUUCAACACGCCGCCAGUCUACAAGGGACUGCCCGGAGAGCUUCUUGUUCGAUUCACCAGUGAUCCCGUAGCUAACUCAGACCCAGCCACAUGGAAGAAAGAGAUCCUGGUACCUAUGGGAACGAUCAUCAACCACUCGCAGUGGAACCACGUCAUGACCAGCCUGGAACCUGGCACCUCUUAUGCCAUGCAGGUUGUGUUGAGCGUCCAAGGGGCCCAGCCUGUCACUUCCCCGAUGUUUACGUACAUUACAAUGGCUGAAGCUACCACGCCGUCUACCACAACACCCUUACCCCGUCUGGAAGUAAACGCUGAUCUGUAUGCAGUGGAGAUUGCAAAGACGACUGCCAAGAUAUCGUGGAGACGCUUCAAUGAGUACGAAUUGCAGUACAUCGAUGGCGUGCAAGUCAAAUAUUCUGAGAAGGAUAAACUGAUCCCCAUCGUUAGCUCACUGCUCCACCACGACAGCAACCAGAUGGAAUUACGUGACCUACAGCCAGGCACUGAAUACAUUGUCGAUCUGGUGUUGUUCCCUCACGAGAAUCAGUCUACAGAGAUCUCCAACACUAAACCCAUUAACUUUAGGACACUGCCUGAAGAAGAUCCAUAUGAAUUUGAGAUCGAGGUUCACGCCGGCAAGGUUUCAUCCCAGACGGCCGAACUGUACUACUCGGGCGUGCCAGACCCGGAGGAGAAAUACGUCAAUGUGUUCAGAGCAGUGUACGUGCGCGAGGACGAGCGAGUCGACGCCCAGACCUUCAAGAUUCCCAAGACGGGUCAGGAGAAGAAGAUCUUCCUCGGCGACCUGAAGCCUGACGUCGAGUACAAUGUGUGGUUGGAGGCUUACCUUUCCAACGGCCGGAAGAAGAAGAGCAACGUGAUCCCCAUUACCACCAAGGCCGGCGAACUCCCCAAGCCGGAGAAGAGUGAAGUUGACCCCUCGACGCAGGCCGACGGGGAGAAGGACGGGUACUACGCCGCCCUGGUCGCCGUGGCCAUCAUCGCUGCCAUCGCCUGCGUGGGCUUCCUCGGCCUGCUGGUGAUCCUCCUGAGGAAGCAGAGCCAUGCCAAGGCCCACAUCAACUCCUCGAGAAACAACGCCGCGUAUGACAACCCGUCAUACAAGGUAGGGGACAAUACAUACGACAUGGAAAUGAACGGCAUAAAGGGCAGCGGGAACGGAGCCACACACAUGGACGAACCGUAGGCUUUUGCUCACGACCAGGUGCUAAACCUUGCAUCUUUUAACUCCUUUUUUUUUCUUUUUGUGUAUGUGUUUUUUUUUUUAGCUACUUUUAUUUCCUGAUUUUUUGUUAGAUAUGUCUUUUUUAUAUAUGUGGAAAGUUACGGCAUUUCGAAGGCAAGGUCUUUGAAGGAUGCCCAGUAUCCCAGUGAUAGUGUAUAAAUCUUCGAUCACUGUUACACGUGUAAAUAAUUGUUUGGAGGAAAACCUUGUGGCUCUACAAACCGAGUGCUGAUAUAUCACCUGGGAGACAGCUAAAAAGAAAUCGUAAAUAUAAAAUGGUCUUGUUUUGUCUGAUUUGAUGAUGGUUUUAGGAAUAAAAUGUAUUUUCUUCAGGUGAUUGAUCAGCUGGAUAUAGUAGUUGCCAGUUUAGGUUUUAGUGUAACAUAAAGUGCACCAGCCAUUGCUUUUUUUCCCCAGAAACAUUUUCUUCUUAUUCUGUCUCUUGUUUGUUCAUGGUAUUGUAAUGAUAAAUAAUUGCUUAAUACUAACUUCUGCUUCUCUCCGUUGGAUUUUUUCUAUUUAUACUGUAGGUAUUUAUAUUUCCCUCAGAGAUGGAACAUAACACAGAGUACUGGUGCUUUGUGAAUAAUUAGGUUGUGCCUUUUUUAACAAAAAAAAAUACUGUACUUAAUUGUGCCAUUAUUGUACACUAUCACUUAAGAAAAUUGUACAAUGAGACACCUGUUAUCCUCUAUGGACUUAACUACGAUAUUGUUUUCUCUCUUUUUCACUAAAAAUGUUAGUUUUUCAUCAAAACUCACGAGGAGUAGGAUGUAAAUUCCCAGUUGUUUACAUUGCAAAGUAUUUUUCUCUAAUGCAGAACCAUUCGGUAUGUGUCUUUCCUACGCUCAUGAAUUUUGGGGGGAAAAUUUAAACAACCUUUGGAGAGAUUUUGGCAAUAUAUUAAAACUUCAUAUUAGGUAACAGACAAGAGGUCCACAGGAAUAAAAUGUGUGAUGCUGGACUCCUUUACUCAACCAAGUCUCAUGUACUUAGACUUAUAAAGCUUGCCAAGAGUGUUCCUUCUUAUGCCUGAGUGUUUUGUUUACUGAAGACGUUUCAGUGCAAAAGGAUAUUCUUUUAUUACUGCAGUAUGUAAAGAGAGGCUUUGAAAAAUAUGCAUGAACUAUACAUUAACUUUGCUUAAAUUUUUUUUUUAAAGAUAUCCCAAGGUGAAUGAAAUGCUUAAGUUGGCAUAGAAGGGAUUUAUAAAUGUGACUUAGUGAUGUUUAUGAAUAUAGAUACACUUGGCAUUCCUUUACAAGUUUGGUACUAAUUUUCUACCUGCAAUGAGAAGUCCUACUUUGAUAUAUGUGAUAAGAAUUGUGUAAAAUUGCCUAAUAUAGAGUAAGUUUUUUUAAUGAUGAUGAUCAUAAUAUUCAAGUAAUAUAGAGUAAUUGCCGUGAACUGUAUUUGUAUUUUUGUACGUUGAUACACAGAUUAAAGUUACGAAGAAAAUAGAAAAUAUGUUCAUGUGUAAUACUGAAAAGAAAUAUCAGUAUUACAUUUGAAAACACCACUAAAGUGCUCUUUUAGGAUGCUGUUAAAGAAAGUCAAUAUUUUUUGUUAUUUUUAUAUUACAAAUGCAUAAUGUAUCAGUACAUCAUAUAAACGAAUUUAAAGUUUAAAUCAUGAUAAGAAAAUAUAUGAAAAUUCAAGGGUUUUAUGUACAGUUAUAGCAAUAAAUUAUUUUUAUUACCUCGAAUGAUGUACUGCUCCUGUUUUAACUACGAUUUGUGUUGAUGUAAUUUUCAUUCAGUUAUGUAAUUACUGAUUGUUUGUCUGUUAAAAGAUAAAUUCAGGUUGAUACGUUAACAUGGGUGCAGCCUCUGUGUACAGAUUUAAGUGUAAAAAACCUGUGCUUGUAUGCACAUUAAAUUACUUUUAAGAUA
This is a messenger RNA of Penaeus indicus, 9733 nucleotides long. RefSeq lists its product as uncharacterized. The record is from RefSeq and is a predicted model, not a curated record. The coding region runs from base 165 to 7802 and encodes 2545 amino acids. Gene Ontology annotation, cellular component: extracellular matrix; extracellular region. The transcript is spliced from 29 exons. Gene Ontology annotation, molecular function: heparin binding; integrin binding. NCBI's taxonomy places the organism in Eukaryota, Metazoa, Arthropoda, Malacostraca, Decapoda, Penaeidae. Gene Ontology annotation, biological process: cell adhesion; signal transduction.